GUUGAUACUAUACAUUCUUAGGUUUUGCAUCACUCAACACUGGCAACAGCUGAUUAAUUCAACGUAACCAACGUAACCUUAUAGAAUUUUUUAGAGCGCUAAACUUUAGUUGCUUUGGCACUUGUCACACAUUUUAUAAAAUAUAUAAUGCAUUCUUUGAUGAGAAGCAAUACAAAACAGUUUCUAUUUUGGAGCAAACAUCUAUACAGAACAUGUACCUCAAGAAUACCAGCUAGAGAAACUAAAGAAAAACUCGCAUACAGGGAAAUGAUGCAACAACGGCAACAACAAGCCACACGCAGUAUUGUGGUUCAAGUACAAUCAGAAAAAUCAUUCCCUGAAUUGUAUAACUAUUGCGCUAGUUUUGGAGAAAUCUUGAGUGCUCAUCAUUACCGCAUACAACAGGAAGAGGAACAGCAUUAUAUAUUAUUAGAGUUUGGCAAUGCACAAGAAGCCUCAGCUGCUAUUACCGCCUCAGCAUACAAUGACGAAUUAUCGGGUGUGCCAGCCCAUUCACCUUUUCUAUGGUUCAGAGCGACGAGUGGUAAGCGUGCACUCAAAGCAGCAGCAAAAUCCACCAAAGCAACUUUAAAUACAGUUAGCGGCACUACAAUGCUAGAUAGCAAUGCUUUAACUGAUGUCCUCUGUGCGGCACCAAAUUUAGAUCAACAAAUAUUAAAUCUGCAUCGACACACGCAGCUUAAUGAUCUUGGUGUGCGGUUACGCUUUCUUGCUGCAUUACAGGUGGAGCAAGCGGUGUCGGGUAUGUUCCCGCACGCAAAUGCACAACCCUUCGGUUCAUCGGUGAAUGGUUUCGGCCGAAUGGGCUGCGACUUGGAUUUGAUAUUGCGUUUUGAUCGAGAAGUUGUGGGUGCAGAUACAGUGCAACAGCGUAAUAACGAAUCACGUCUUGUAUUUCACACGAAGGAGAAUCUAACAAAUGGGCGUUCGCAAACGCAGCGACAAAUGGAAAGUAUCGGUGAUAUGUUGCAUCUAUUUUUGCCUGGUGUUUGUCAUGUGCGGCGUAUAUUGCAAGCGCGUGUGCCGAUUAUCAAAUAUCAUCAUGAGCAUUUGAAUUUGGAAGUGGAUCUCUCCAUGAGUAAUCUUACCGGUUUCUACAUGUCCGAGUUGCUGUAUAUGUUUGGCGAAUUGGAUGAACGCGUUCGGCCGUUGACGUUCAGCGUACGACGUUGGGCGCAAGCCUGUGGCCUAACCAAUCCCUCACCGGGUCGUUGGAUCACAAAUUUCUCUCUCACCUGUCUUGUGAUUUACUUUUUGCAGCAGAUAAAACAUCCUAUAUUGCCCACCAUAAACAGCAUGAUGAAAUCCGCCACAUCCGAUGACAUACGCCUAACCGAGGACGGCAUCAAUUGCAGUUUCAGUCGAGAUUUCGAAAGCAUCGGCUUUCGUUGUCGCAACACAUCGCAAUUAAGCGAAUUAUUGCUGCAGUUCUUCGAAUUCUAUUCGCAAUUUGAUUUCCACAAUCGCGCGAUAUCGUUGAACGAAGGACGCGCCAUAGCAAAGCCAGAUCAUUCUGCGCUCUACAUAGUCAAUCCGCUGGAGCAGGUGCUGAAUGUGAGUAAAAAUGUCAGUCUCGAGGAGUGUGAACGUCUGCGCAUUGAAGUGCGUAACGCCGCUUGGAUGCUGGAGUCGGAGGUGGAGAACCCCUCACAACCGGAAAGUGAAGGCGAUCAAUUGGCGUGGGGCAUUUUACAUUUGUUCAAGUCAAAUGAAAAGUCUAUCAUACGACCGAAUAUGUUCUUCAGGCCACGCAUGGUAGAAGUUAGCGAACUCUUCAACAGCGCAGAUGCCGGCACACCAACAACACCAGUCGAAUAUAAAAAUGCUAACUCAAGGCGUGAGAUAGAGAGCAUAAAGGCGCAGGCGCGCGGUGACUUUAAACAGAUGCGCAUUAAUGCAACGGCAGCAGCGGCGGCAGCCUCAACAACAACUCCAAUCAAGGCGGCGAAAGGACGGCGUAGUAGAUGAGACCCACCGACUGAAUAAGCAAUUCUAAAGUUUAGCUGUAAAUUGUUAGCUUGCACCCAACUGCCGUUGUUGCUAGUACCGUUAAUGUGUAAAAUAUUUUGUAUAUAAGUAUUUACUGUGUAGUGCGGCCUUAUUAUUUUAGAAGAAAAGCGCGGUUUUUAUAGUUAAAUAAUGGUUUAUUAUUAUUUGUUUUAACUUUAACGGUAUUAACUGACCAACAUACAACUACAGUUGUAUGUUUAUAAAAAGACUCAUGCAGAGUUGGAUUUGUUUACUUUCGUUUAAGAAACUUAUAAUUGUUAAGUUUAUAUAUUCGUUAGAUAGAAAAUAAUAAAAAUAAAAAGUUAACAUUGAGAAAUAAAAAUUUAAA
This is a messenger RNA of Bactrocera oleae (olive fruit fly), 2359 nucleotides long. RefSeq names its product mitochondrial poly(A) polymerase (gene MTPAP). NCBI's taxonomy places the organism in Eukaryota, Metazoa, Arthropoda, Insecta, Diptera, Tephritidae. Gene Ontology annotation, molecular function: poly(A) RNA polymerase activity. The record is from RefSeq and is a predicted model, not a curated record.